AUGGCUACCGCACCAACAUUACAGCAGUUUCCAAAUUAUAGCUAUGAUAAUCCACCAAGUUAUUACUCCAAUCAACCAAGCAACUAUAACAAUAAUCCACCAAAUUAUUACCCCAAUCAACCAAGCAACUAUAACAAUAAUCCACCAAAUUAUUACCCCAAUCAACCGAAUUAUUAUGGCAAUCAGCCGAAUCAGGCGUAUGGUGCUCCAUGGACCACUGGCACGCCUGUAAGGCCUGUAAAUUACGGACAACAAACAGCUGGAAAUCAGCGUUCUUGUUGUCAGGAAAUAAUGCUCUGCUUAGGAGCGUGCGCGUGUCUGACUUGCUUAUGCGAAUCUGGUUGUUAUCUAUGUGAGAUGUUAUCGAAUUAA
Messenger RNA from Adineta ricciae, 372 nucleotides. The record is from the annotation of a GenBank genome assembly. Lineage: Eukaryota; Metazoa; Rotifera; Eurotatoria; Adinetida; Adinetidae.